Messenger RNA from Equus caballus (horse), 5840 nucleotides. It is a transcript of the gene OIT3, whose product is annotated as oncoprotein induced transcript 3. The record is from RefSeq and is a predicted model, not a curated record. NCBI's taxonomy places the organism in Eukaryota, Metazoa, Chordata, Mammalia, Perissodactyla, Equidae. Gene Ontology annotation, molecular function: calcium ion binding.
AUUUUUAUAAAAAUACUAUUUUGAAAUUAAGCUUUGUUCCCAGAGCCUAUAUUUUAAAAACAGGCAUUUCAUUAAUUCUUCCUAAACCUAGGAUGGUCAGUAUUUUCCUAGUUUCCCAGAGCCACCAGAGGUCAAGAGAUAACAAUCAUAAUAAAGCCAGUGGCAGCACUGAGACUAAUAUCCUUAUCUCCUGAUUAACAAGAAAAAUCUCCAUUAUAUCAGGCCACCAGAUUGCCCAGUGUAGUCUCCUGGACUCCAGAAAGUUGUUCAAAGAUGAACCAAGAUUACAUAUUCAUUAUUUUAAGAGUUUGUAUCAAAUUUGUAAUGAUUACCAGACAGGAAAAUUUCACGUGCUGCCUGAAAGCAUAUCAAAAAGCAUGUAUUCGAUGGCUGACUGCAUUUAAUGCAGUGUGAGAUGUACAAAGAGCCUCCAUAACUAUGGUCCUGUCUCCUUGCAGCUUAUAGCAACCUAACACAGACAUCCCUGAGAUAUAGUGUAGGGUGUAAAAAGAUACGACUGAAAAUGUCGAGCCAUUGUUUGCAUUCAACAAAUACUACCUACAUACUCUACAACAUUCUGUUAGGCUUUAGUGAAUCUUCAGUGGGGACAGAUAAUGGAGAGUGUUCAACCCAGUAGUGAGUGUAGGUAAUGCAGUUUUGCUGAGGGACCAUGGACUUUUAGAACUGGAAAAAGUAAAAGGUUCUCAGCAUGGUCCCUGGAGCAGCAACCUGGCAUCUCCUUGUUAGAAUGCAAGUUAUCUUAUCUCUGCUGAAUCAGAAACUACGAGUGGGGCCAGCAACCUGUGUUUAACAAGCCCUCCUGGUGAUUCUGAUGAGAACUAUUGAUCUAGUCAAACCAUUGCUUUAAAGAGAAGGAAACUGAGGCACAGAGAGGGCAUCUAUCUACACUCAUCAGUGACUCCAAUCAUCAAACAACCAAAUGGAGUGACUGGAGAAUUGGCGAGUGUGGUGAAUGUGGUAAAUGGAAAGAACAGAGAGCAUGUUCUAUUGUGUACUAUGUGUACAUGUACUAUUGUGUCUUGCUUAUCAGGAUGUAGUGAUAAGCACACAGUAGACACUUAGAAAAACAAAUACAAAUAGGUUGAAUUUUUUUAAUCUACCUGGAAAUAUUUCACAGAAAAGUAGGACUUCUUAGAUUUUGGAACUCAGUUUCACCCAAACAUUAAGGGUUGUAAUUCAUUUUUAUCACUGCCAACAACCCUUAGUUCAUUGCUGUCUUGCAAAUGUCCAAACUCCUUGUCUUUCAAGAUGCACUUCAUGAUUAUUUCCUUUGGAUAAAUGUAUAGGUUAAUUUUAAUGAAUCCUACUGUAUAUUAAAUGACCCACUGUAUAAGUUUUCAUUUAUGUAUGUUUUAUAAAUGCAUCAUCCAUUGAGUAAUCCCUCCUUCUUGAAACUGUCCUCAGCUCCUGUGUCUACUCUUGGGUUUCCUUCUACACAUCUCUACUUCUCUGUCUCUUUUGCGGUGCCAUCUUCCUCUGCCCACAUCUUUGCUGUUAGGCUUCCCCAAAAUUCUAUCUGGGACCACAUUUACCAUGGAUGAUCGCAUCCACUUCCCCAUUUCAGUUACCAUUUAUAUGUUGGUAGCUCUCAAAUUGUUAUUCUAGCUCAGAUCUCUCCUGAACAGCAGACCAGUUUAUUCAUCUCCUAACUGAUCUAUUUCUAGCAGUACCCGCUAUGCAUUAAAUUCCUUCAGUGGCACCAGAGUAUUUUUGUUUUUAAAUUUAAUAACACAUACUUUAGGGAAAUCAAAUAUCAACAAGAGUUAGCGUUAAAUAUGGGAGAAGGGAGGCUAAAAGAUACCAAAAGAAGCAGUCAGCCAAAUCCAGAUGAGAGACAUUCCAUAAGACAAAUGACUGGGUUUCUUCCAUAAAUGACAUUGGCAGAGGGAAAGGAGGGGAGACCAUUGCAGAUCAAAAGUAACUUAAAAGACACAACCAAAUGUAUGGAUCUUGUUUGAAUCUUGACUCAAACCAGCAAGAAAAAAAUUUUUUAAAAAAUUGGGGAAAUUUAAAUAUGGAAUGGGUAUUAGAUGAUAUUGAGGAAUUAUUACUAGUUUUUGUAAUAGAUGUAAUAAUUACAUGAUUAUGUAAAGAAGACCGUAUGUUAGAAAUGCAUACUGGUGUAUAAGUGAAACAAGAUUGACAGAAUGUUAGUAAAUAUCAUAGAUGGGUGUUCAUUAUUGUUUUCUCUACUUUUGUAUAUAUUUGAUAUUUUUCAUCAUAAAAAGUUAAAAUGAAAGGGCAGGUCAACCAAAAAGGAAAAAACAGGAAUGACGCACACAAAAAAUCCUACCAUCCUGGGAAUGUUUGUUUACAGAGCCAAAGGGCUAUCUGGUAAAAGUCCUUGACUCCGACAAUCAAUCCUGGCAGCAAAUCUGGGUUUAUCUCAUGCACACGUCCUCUGUUUCUCUGCAACACACAUGAAGCACUCAAAUGGCUUCAUAGGGACAGGAAAUUUCAGGAUUUUGUUUUUUCUGUUAAGAGUGCUGACACUUAGCAGCAUUAUCCUGCAAUGAGACAAUUCCUCAGUCCCAGAGUCAUCCAUUGUUGCCAUCAAAUUGCAGCUUAAUAAUAAUAAUUGCAGCAAAUUGCUCGUGUUCCACUAGCAUUAGUGAUAAAGCAGCUAACUACAAGUUUAGAUCAAUGGAAACCACUUGCUAGACUAUAAACUCUGUGCUUGCAGGGACCACGUUUUCCUUAGUCACUGUCAAAAACCAUUGACCAGCACGGCCCUUGGCCCCUGGUAAGCACUACUGUUUAACUGAACUGAAACCCUUAGAGGAAAGGGGCCAUAAUAAUUUGAACGCACUUAGCAUAGUAACUAAUUGUGCUAAGAAAUUAUGAAGACAAGUUUAGGGACUACUUCCUAAAGACAAUAAUAUUCCUUUCCCAGUCACUAGAAAUUUGGUUAUUAGGAAAAGAAACAUAGAUGAGAAAAAGUAUAGGAAUAACAGAAGCCCAAAGCAUCAGGUCAAGAUAAGAUUAGGGAGAAAAAUUUUAGUUUCACUCAGAUCCAUGUUGAAUAUAAUACUUAAACGAACAAAAACCUUUUCCUCACCCUUCGUUUUAUCCUUCCCCUUCACACUUAUCUUCAGUAAUAGUACUUGCCACUUCUCAGAUGUCCACACACCACAGAACUUCAGGGAGCUGGCAAAUUCCAAACCUGUAAUUACUAAGGUUGUAUCUGGUGACAUGUUAAUAUAUACGUCCAGACAUUUUCCCUCUUUUGUCUAAAAGUGAAACUCCAGUAAACUUGGUCACUUACUUUUCAGCGUGUUGUUAAUUUAAUGAGUUGAAGCCCCUAUCCCUAUCUUAGUGUGAGAAUUAGUAAAAUAACACUAAACCAUUUUAAGUUUUGGGAAGAAAGGCACUAUGAAAACAUGAGGUAGUGCUGCUUGCAUUGGUAAAAACACAACUGAAACCUUGUUUCUUUAGGAAGUUUUGAGAUCAAAGAUCAUAAUAAUACAGACUUAAGAGCUUUCUUCAAGAGAAUAUCGUCUCCUUCCCAUACCUGUCCUUACUACGUUUUUGUGUGCUAUUGUAAAUUUCUUGACCCUCCAACCAAGACAUUUCCUAAUGACCAGUUCCAACAAUUUGGCUUUAUCCCAUUCUCAUUUAGUAUGCAAUGCUAUGGCUGCGACAUCAUGAACUCAAUUCCUAGCAGUCACCAAACAAGAUUUUGAUGUGAGAGGAUGUCCCUCAUUUGAAGUUCCCUUCUGGAUAAGAUACUGGAGGUCUCAUUGCAGGGAAUUCUGGAGUGAAAACAAUAGGAGGAUGAGGGAUUGUAAGGGUUUUUUUCCUAAAGAAAAAUAUCAAUAAAAUAACCCUGUUCACAGUGUAAAGCAAAGCUUCUAUCUGGGGUCAAGGCCAGAGCAAUGGACACCUUAUCCCACUCAUCCUCUUCCUCUGAUAAAGCCCCAACAAGUACUGAAAAGUCUUUCUUCAUAAGAGCCCAGAGGCCUCUAAAAGAAAGUGCUUAAAAAAGGAGACAAAAGAAAACUGGAAUUAUGAGGAUUUUCCAGUCUGUUUCUGGUGGCUGGUCCAGAAGGAUGCCUCAGUUCCUGCUUCUCACCUGCCUCUUCAUCACAAUCACACCUGUGUCACCAAGGGCCCUAGAUCCUUGUUCUGCUUACAUCAGUCUGAAUGAGCCCUGGAGGAAUACUGACCACCAAUUUGAUGAGUCUCAAGGUCCACCUCUAUGUGACAACCAUGUGGAUGGGGAGUGGUACCGCUUCACUGGCAUGGCAGGGGAUGCCAUGCCCACCUUCUGCAUACCAGAAAACCACUGUGGGACCCAUGCACCUGUCUGGCUCAAUGGCAGCCACCCUCUAGAAGGUGAUGGCAUUGUGCAACGCCAGGCCUGUGCGAGCUUCAAUGGGAACUGCUGCCUCUGGAACACCACGGUGGAGGUGAAGGCUUGCCCUGGAGGCUACUAUGUGUAUCGUCUGACCAGGCCCAGUGUCUGCUUUCAUGUCUACUGUGGUCAUUUUUAUGACAUCUGUGAUGAGGACUGCCAUGGCAGCUGCUUGGAUCCCAGUGACUGCACGUGCUCUCCAGGAACCGUGCUGGGCCCCGACAGGCAGACAUGCUUUGAUGAAAAUGAAUGUGAGCAAAACAAUGGUGGCUGCAGUGAGAUCUGUGUAAACCUCAAAAAUUCCUAUCGCUGUGAGUGUGGGGCUGGCCGUGUGCUAAAAAGUGAUGGCAAGACUUGUGAAGACAUUGAAGGAUGCCACAAUAACAACGGUGGCUGCAGCCAUUCUUGCCUUAUGUCUGAGAAGGCCUAUCAGUGUGAAUGCCCCCGGGGCUUAGUGCUGUCUGAGGAUAACCACACUUGCCAAGUCCCCGUGUUGUGCAAGUCGAACACCAUUGAAGUGAGCAUCCCCAGGGACCUGGUUGGCGGUCUGGAGCUCUUCCUGACCAACACCUCCUGCCGAGGAGUGUCCAAUGGCACCCAUGUCAACAUCCUCUUCUCCCUCAAGACGUGUGGCACAGUGGUCGAUGUGGUGAAUGACAAGAUCGUGGCUAGCAACCUUGUGACAGGUCUACCCAAGCAGACCCCAGGAAGCAGCGGGGACAUCAUCAUCCGAACCAGCAAACUGCUGAUCCCGGUGACCUGCGAGUUUCCGCGCCUCUACACCAUUUCUGAAGGAUACGUUCCCAACCUUCGAAACACUCCAUUGGAAAUCAUGAGCCGCAGUCAUGGAAUCUUCCCGUUCACUCUGGAGAUCUUCAAGGACAAUGAGUUUGAAGAGCCUUACCGGGAAGCUCUGCCCACCCUCAAGCUUCGCGACUCCCUCUACUUUGGCAUUGAGCCCCUGGUGCACGUGAAUGGCUUAGAAAGCCUGGUGGAGAGCUGCUUUGCUACUCCCACAUCCAAGAUCGAUGAGAUCCUGAAGUACUACCUUAUCCGGGAUGGCUGUGUUUCUGAUGACUCAGUGAAGCAGUACACAUCACGGGAUCACCUAGCAAAGCACUUCCAGGUCCCUGUCUUCAAGUUUGUGGGCAAAGACCACAAGGAAGUGUUUCUGCACUGCCGGGUCCUUGUCUGUGGAAUGCUGGAUGAGCGUUCCCGCUGUGCCCAGGGCUGCCACCGGCGAAUGCGCCGUGAGGCAGUGGAAGGAGAGGACACAGCUGGUCCACAGAGCCAGAUGCUGACAGGUGGCCCAAUCAGCAUCGACUGGGAGGACUAGGAUGGCCCAACAUCUGAGUCCUGGCUUCGGGCUGCCCGCCUGUUUGGAACUUCCCACACCCUCUGAGAACAUCAGUCAACACCCUAGAACACCGUGCUUCUUUAAUACUGUGGGUUUAGACAAACUCCC